Theobroma umbraticum is the source of this 1069-nucleotide messenger RNA. NCBI's taxonomy places the organism in Eukaryota, Viridiplantae, Streptophyta, Magnoliopsida, Malvales, Malvaceae. The record is from RefSeq and is a predicted model, not a curated record.
AUGGACUUCAUUCACAAGCUCAUCAACAUUUCACUUCCUGCUAUAGCCAUCCUUUUGCUCCUCUUUUUCUUGCCGCCAUAUCUCAUUUUCAAGUAUUUUAGCUAUAUUCUCAGCGAAAAUGUAGCAGGAAAAGUUGUGCUCAUAACUGGCGCGUCUUCAGGCAUUGGUGAGGUUUCUUACAAGUAUGUGAGGAGAGGAGCUCGUUUAGCCCUUGAUGCUAGGAGAGAAGAUCGUCUGUGCGUAGUUGCUGAUGAAUCCCGUUGGCUAGGGUCACCAGAUGUUGUAGUUAUCCCGGCAGAUGUUUCAAAGCUGGAAGACAGUAAACGCUUUAUUGACAAAGCUGUAAACUACUUUGGACGAGUGGAUCACUUGGCGAGCAAUGCUGCUAUUGUUAAACUUGGAUUGUUUGAAGAUGUAACACAAAUUUCUGAAUUCGCUCCUACUAUGAGCACAAAUUUCUGGGGUUCAGCAUACGGAACCCAUUCUGCAGUUCCACCCCUAAGAAAAAGCAAAGGGAAAAUCAUUGUGAUUGCUUCAGUUGCUGGAGGGGCGCCGUUGCCAAAGACAAGCUUCUACAAUGCAGGCAAGGCUGCACUAAUUAGCUUUUACGAGACGUUGAGGGUUGAGUUUGGUUCAGACAUUGGAAUAACGAUUGUCACCUCGGGCUUAAUCGAGACAGAUAUGGUCCAAGGAGAGGCAUAUACAUCAGAGGUAACUGAAGGGUGUGCAAAGGCAAUUGUGGCAAGCGCUUGCCGUGGAGAUAGGUGCUUGACAGAGCCAUCUUGGUGUAGGGUGGGACCGUUGUUAAAGAUGCUUUGCCCUGAGUUAUUAGAAUGGGCUUGCCGUUUAACCUUGGUUGGCAGACCUGGGUCUUCAAAGAAAACAUCUUAGCAACAACAAUACUUGUUCCAAGGAAUGAACGUUUGUUCAAGAUUUAAGCGAUUCGGUUUUAGCAAACUAAAGGGACCAGUGUUGAUGUGGCUUGUGGAGUUUUAACUCGAUUUUGCAUAUGAAACUAAAGUUGAAGAACCCAGAUGUUAUGUUUGUUUGGAAUUAGAAAUGUCUUAUG